Enhydra lutris kenyoni (northern sea otter) is the source of this 3261-nucleotide messenger RNA. RefSeq names its product RUN and cysteine rich domain containing beclin 1 interacting protein (gene RUBCN). The record is from RefSeq and is a predicted model, not a curated record. NCBI's taxonomy places the organism in Eukaryota, Metazoa, Chordata, Mammalia, Carnivora, Mustelidae. Gene Ontology annotation, cellular component: late endosome; early endosome. The transcript is spliced from 22 exons. Gene Ontology annotation, molecular function: phosphatidylinositol phosphate binding. Gene Ontology annotation, biological process: negative regulation of endocytosis; negative regulation of autophagosome maturation. Bases 109 to 3162 code for a protein of 1017 amino acids.
CCCACCCACCGAGGGUGCCUUCCUCCGCUUCUUAGGGCUUCGGGAGCCCUUAGGGACGAAGCGGCAGGGGCGCCUCUCUUUAGAGAGGAGGCGACCUCGUAGCCCCGGAUGCGGCCAGAGGGCGCGGGAAUGGAGCUCGGCGGCUGCGAGGAGCGCCUGCCGGAGGAGAGCCGGAGGGAGCACUGGCAAUUGCUGGGUAAUUUGAAGACUACUGUGGAGGGUUUGGUGUCAGCCAACAGUCCCAAUGUCUGGUCCAAGUAUGGUGGCCUGGAACGGCUUUGCAGGGACAUGCAAAGCAUCCUUUAUCAUGGGCUCAUCCAUGACCAGGUUUGUUGCCGCCAGACUGAUUACUGGCAGUUUGUGAAGGACAUCCGCUGGCUCAGUCCCCACUCAGCCCUUCAUGUGGAGAAGUUCAUCAGCCUGCAUGAGAACAGCGAGAGCGGUGCGGAUGGUGAGAGCGGGGACAGUGACAGCGGGCGCGCCGUGGCUGAGCUGUGGCUGCAGCACAGUUUGCAGCGGCACUGUCUCUCUGCCCAGCUCCGGCCUUUGCUGGGGGACAGGCAGUACAUCAGAAAAUUCUACACUGACACUGCUUUCCUGCUAAGCAAUGCCCACGUCACGGCCAUGCUCCAAUGCCUGGAAGCCGUGGAACAGAACAACCCCCGCCUCCUGGCUCAGCUUGAUGCAUCUAUGUUUGCCCGGAAGCAUGAGAGCCCGCUGCUGGUAACCAAGAGCCAGAGCCUGACAGCUCUGCCUGGAUCCACGUGCACGACUUCAACCAGCUACGCUCAGCAUCCCUACUUUGGGUCCUUCUCUAGCCUCCACCAGUCCGCACCCAACCACGGCUCAGAAAGAAGAUCCACUUCCUUUUCACUCUCUGGCCCUCCCCGGAAACCUCAAGAAAGCAAAGAGCAUGUCUCACCAGCGCAGGAUCAGACCUUCCAAGCCCCCCUGCUUGCAGUCUCCUCAUUAGCUGGGGAUCCCCCCUCAACCCCAAAUGAGAUGAGCUCUAGCACUCUGACCAGCCCCCUAGAAGCAUCCCAGGUCAGCAGCCAGAAUGAUUCUCCAAGCGAUGCCAGCGAGGGGCCUGAGUACUUGGCCAUUGGCAACCUGGAUCCCCGAGGCCGGACUGCCAGCUGUCAGAGUCACAGCAGCAAUGCUGAGAGCAGCAGCUCCAACUUGUUCUCCUCCAGCAGCUCGCAGAAGCCGGACUCUGCUGCCUCUUCCCUAGGCGAGCAGGAGGGAGGUGGGCAGAGCCAGCUGUCCAGCGUCCUUCGCAGGUCCAGCUUCUCCGAGGGGCAGACACUCACUGCCACCAGCGGAACAAAGAAGAGCCACACUCGCUCCCAUUCGGACACCAACAUUGCCUCCAGAGGAGCCCCAGGAGGCCCCAGGAAUAUCACCAUUAUAGUUGAAGAUCCCAUUGCAGAAUCCUGCAAUGAUAAGUCGAAGUUGAGAGGCCCCUUGCCCUACUCUGGCCCAAGCAGUGAAGUCAGCACACCCAGCUCUCUGUACAUGGAGUAUGAGGGUGGUCAGUACCUGUGCUCUGGGGAGGGCAUGUUCCGAAGACCAUCAGAAGGACAGUCCCUCAUCAGCUAUCUGUCUGAGCAAGACUUUGGAAGCUGUGCAGACCUGGAAAAGGAGAAUGCGCACUUCAGCAUCUCAGAGUCCUUGAUUGCCGCCAUCGAGCUCAUGAAGUGUAACAUGAUGAGCCAGUGCCUAGAAGAGGAGGAGGAAGAGGAGGAGGACAGCGACAGAGAAAUCCAGGAACUGAAGCAGAAGAUCCGCCUUAGGCGCCAGCAGAUCCGCACCAAAAACCUGCUCCCCAUGUACCAGGAGACUGAGCAUGGAAGCUUUCGGGUCAUUUCUAGCAGCUCCCAGUUUAGUUCACGUGAUUCAACGCAGUUCUCUGACUCUGGCUCUGCGGACGAGGUUGAUGAAUUUGAAAUCCAAGAUGGUAGCGAAGGAUCUAACCUGACUCACAUGUCAAAGAACGGACUCUCAGUGUCAAUGGCCUCGAUGUUUUCAGAUGCUGACAUCAGAAGGAGCACAGCCUCAAACAGCAAAUCCUUCACUUCUUCUCAAUCCUUCUCUCACUGCUUUCUUCACUCCACGUCUGCGGAGGCAGUGGCCAUGGGACUCUUGAAGCAGUUCGAAGGCAUGCAGCUCCCAGCUGCCUCAGAGCUGGAAUGGCUAGUUCCAGAGCACGAUGCCCCUCAGAAGCUCCUGCCCAUCCCUGACUCUCUGCCCAUCUCACCAGAUGACGGGCAGCAUGCUGACAUCUACAAGCUGCGGAUUCGUGUUCGUGGCAACUUGGAGUGGGCCCCACCCCGGCCUCAGAUCAUUUUUAAUGUUCAUCCAGCCCCGACGAGGAAGAUCGCGGUGGCCAAGCAGAAUUACCGCUGCGCAGGGUGUGGCAUUCGGACCGACCCUGAUUAUAUCAAGCGGCUGCGGUACUGUGAGUACUUGGGCAAGUACUUCUGUCAGUGCUGCCAUGAAAAUGCCCAGAUGGUCAUCCCCAGCCGGGUUCUGCGCAAGUGGGACUUCAGCAAGUACUAUGUCAGCAACUUCUCCAAGGACCUUCUCAUUAAGAUCUGGAACGAUCCUCUUUUCAAUGUGCAGGACAUCAACAGUGCCCUCUAUAGGAAGGUCAAGCUGCUCAAUCAAGUCCGGCUGCUGCGGAUUCAGCUGUAUCAUAUGAAGAACAUGUUCAAGACAUGCCGACUGGCCAAAGAGCUUCUGGAUUCCUUUGACACAGUUCCAGGCCACCUGACUGAGGAUCUUCACCUGUACUCACUGAAUGACUUGACUGCAACCAGGAAGGGGGAAUUGGGGCCCCGGCUUGCUGAGCUCGCCAAGGCAGGGGCUGCCCACGUAGAGCGAUGCAUGCUCUGCCAAGCCAAGGGCUUCAUCUGUGAGUUCUGUCAGAAUGAGGAUGACAUCAUCUUUCCUUUUGAGCUCCAUAAGUGCCGGACCUGUGAAGAAUGUAAAGCAUGUUACCAUAAAGCUUGUUUCAAGUCUGGAAGCUGUCCCCGGUGUGAGCGGCUGCAGGCCCGGCGGGAACUGCUGGCCAAACAGAGCCUGGAGUCUUACAUGUCAGACUACGAGGAGGAACCCACGGAAGCCUUGGCCCUAGAGGCCACCGUCCUGGAGGCCACCUGAAGAAGGCGCAUUAAACCCUCUUUCCAGGGGCCAGGGUCACAUGUUAUGCAGAACUGAGCCACCCUUUCAAGGACUUUCCCGACUUGGGUUUUUUUUUUU